Molecule: messenger RNA, 1743 nt
Organism: Drosophila novamexicana
Lineage: Eukaryota; Metazoa; Arthropoda; Insecta; Diptera; Drosophilidae
Exons: 3
Coding region: 106-630 (174 amino acids)
Source: RefSeq, a predicted model, not a curated record
GAAUCAGUGUGUAUGUGUGUGUGUGUGUUUUAGACAAGGGCAAAGCUCAAGAGUGGCAGGAAAUUUUUAAAAUAUUUUCCAAGUAUUCAAUUAAAUACAUAAAAAAUGCACGCAAGAUUUGCGGAACCCGAGCCCGCCUCACCAGACAGUGUGAACAAAAUCGAAACGGAAUCGCUGGAGGCGCGCAUCGAGCAAUUUAAACAGAAUCCCAACAACAUGGCCAUCCUGCACGAGUUCAUCGAUGAGGUGGCCCAACGCGCUGAAACGGAGGCCAAUAAACGUGCGCUCGAGGCGCACAAAUUGCAACAGGGCAAGGAGAAGCGACAGAGUUUCGCCAUACCAGAUUUUAAGAACGGCAAAGUGGUUAACCGUGCCCGCGGCUUUGUGGUGCGCAUCUUCGAUGCCAUCUGCAAUUGUGCCAACAACAAUGCGGCCGCUGCCACGACACGCUUCAAGCUACGCAGCAAUGGUGCCAGCAGCGGAGCAGCUGGUGGCAAGCGUCAACAAUCGCAGGAUGAGCCCGAGACACUGGUGCUCAGCAAGAAGAAGCCAUCGGCGGAUGGCAAAAAGAAGUCCAAGGGCGUAACCAUGGCCGACGAUGUGGAGGCGGGCGUUCGACUGGUGGACUAAGCUCCAACAAUCAAAAGCAAAGUAGUCCAUGUUGAGUUCACGGAACAUAAUCAAAACAAGAAGAUCAAAAUGGAAGUCCACAUCAUUAAUACAAUGCUUAAAUGAACAAUAUAGUUCUAGGCAUUAUAAGCAUAUGAUUGAAAAUUGAGCAAUUACUGUUAAAAAUACGAAUAAUCUAACACUCGACAACAAUUUCAGUGCUGCCAAGAUUAAUUCCUUGUUUGAUAGCUAUUCAAUUUACAUACAACCCUCAACCUGCUGCAGUGCACUAGAACUAAAUAGAACUAAUCUCCCAAUAAUUUGAUCAAAUAUUCAUUUUCGUUGAACUACCUUCACUGCAGCAGUUGAAACUAUUAAUAAGACUAGCAUUUUAUAAAAUAUGUAUUUGCUUUGCUCAACAUGGAAAAUGCACAAUUUAAGUCUUCCCCUCCAUUCGCAAGCUCCCUUCUAGGGCACCGAAACUGUAUCCAAUUCCAAUCAAAAACUAUAAUUGUACAUCUAUAAACACAUUACUUUAUGCUUUGUUAACCUAAAUGUGAUCCAAAAAAAAGCAACAUAAAUAUUAAUUCGACUGCAAAAAGCACAAGCAACUUCUAGAUUAAAAAUUAAAAAAAAAAAUAACAAAAAAUUAUUGAAAACAAAAUUAACUUAUCAAAAGUAUAAAAGAAAGAUCUCAUCUAAAACACUUCCUCUAUCAAAAGUUCACGUACAGCACAAUCAAUGAAAGCAUUAUAUGAUAAACAGAGCCGAAUAAUAAUGUCAGAUCUUUCCCAUUCCACCUAAACUAUAACUAUACAAUUUACACGCGUUUAUAUUUGUAUUGAAACCCGAUUAUAUAGAUGUGUAUAUGAACCUAUUUAGCUGUGUGUGUAGUAGUGAAUGUUCUCAAAAACCAAGAGUCUAAUAUUAUAUAUAUAUACAAGCAAAUAAAUGUGUACUGAUUUUAUAUACAUAUAUAAACUUAUAAACUUAGAUUAAUUUAGUUAUUUACACCGCAAUACCGUACGACUUUCUAUACGUCGCAGAGGUUUCCGCACAACACACUCUAUCUAUAUUUUUGUGAAACCCUUUUUGGAGACUACGUAAAAAAUAAUCUAUACCAAAAACCAAAAA